This is a messenger RNA of Lactuca sativa (garden lettuce), 1433 nucleotides long. RefSeq names its product G-type lectin S-receptor-like serine/threonine-protein kinase At2g19130. The record is from RefSeq and is a predicted model, not a curated record. NCBI's taxonomy places the organism in Eukaryota, Viridiplantae, Streptophyta, Magnoliopsida, Asterales, Asteraceae. Gene Ontology annotation, molecular function: protein serine/threonine kinase activity; ATP binding. Gene Ontology annotation, biological process: protein phosphorylation; recognition of pollen.
AUGAUUACAGUGAAGAAACUGCCUCCACAUAACUCUGUGGCAUUUGGGAGUGCAGGAGAAUGUCGUACAACAUGUUUGAACAGUUGCUCAUGUAAUGCUUACUCUUUUGUCGAUAAUCAGUGUUUGGUUUGGGAUGGAGAUCUCUUGAACCUCUCGGAAGACAAUGAUAAUGAUAGUGGGAAAACAAUCUUUGUCAAAGUCGCUUCUAAAGAUCUUACACAUCAUAAAAAGAGUAAUUGGAUCACCAUGGGUGCUGUUGUUGGGCUUGUAGGAGGUGUGGUUUCUGUCUUGGGUGUAAUUUUGGUCUUGAUCUUUAGAAAAAAGAGGAUAUCAUUAUCGGUGGGUAAGACGAGAAUGGAGGGAUCAUUGGUGUCAUUUGUCUACAAAGAUUUACAAAUUGCCACCAAAAAUUUCUCAGACAAAUUAGGAGGAGGUGGGUUUGGCUCUGUUUUCAAGGGGGUACUGCGUGAUUCGUCGAUUGUGGCAGUGAAAAAGCUUGAAAGCAUCAGCCAAGGAGAGAAGCAGUUCAGGAGUGAAGUCAGCACAAUCGGUACUACCCAACACGUUAAUCUUGUACGCUUUCGUGGGUUUUGUGCACAAGGUAACGAUAAGCUUUUGGUGUAUGAUUACAUGGCAAACGGCUCUCUGGACACCCAUCUUUUCCAUGGAAAACAAGUUCUAAACUGGGAAACGAGGUAUCAGAUUGCACUUGGAACUGCAAGAGGCUUGGUUUAUCUUCAUGAGAAGUGCAGAGACUGUAUCAUUCACUGUGACAUAAAGCCAGAAAACAUUCUCUUAGAUGCCGAAUUCUGUCCAAAAAUUGCAGAUUUUGGUCUGGCAAAGCUUGUUGGUCGAGACUUUAGUAGGGUUUUGACAAGUACAAGGGGGACAAUAGGAUAUCUAGCACCAGAAUGGUUAUCAGGGGUGGCUAUCACAGCCAAAACAGAUGUUUAUAGCUAUGGAAUGAUGCUUUUUGAAUUGGUUUAUGGUAAGAGAAAUGCAGAAGCAUCUGAAGAUUCAAGGAGUAAAUACUUCCCUGGUUUGGUUGCAAAUGUUCUUAUAGAGGGAGGUGAUGUCCUUAGCCUGCUAGACACUAGGUUAAAUAGGGAAGAAGCUUGUGUUGAAGAAGUCACGAAAGUUUGCAAAGUUGCGUGUUGGUGCAUCCAAGAUGAGGAAGAGAGAAGGCCUGCCAUGAGUAUGGUGGAACGGAUUCUUGAAGGUGUUUUGGAUGUGGACAUGCCUCCGAUACCCAAAAUCUGUGACUAUAAUUGUUGAUUGAUAACACAUACAUUGUAGUCAGUCACAUUGGAUGUGGUGAUUUCCAGUCCAAGACUUACAUUCUUCAAGGCAAUUAAUUCCCUUUAUUUUCUAUGUUAUAUUAAAUAUUACACAUAAUAUCGUUGUAAAAUAAAUGAGUCGUUGACUUUUUUUUU